Molecule: messenger RNA, 1068 nt
Organism: Tetrahymena thermophila SB210
Lineage: Eukaryota; Ciliophora; Oligohymenophorea; Hymenostomatida; Tetrahymenidae
Product: transmembrane protein, putative
Exons: 5
Source: RefSeq, a predicted model, not a curated record
AUGGAUCAAGAUAAAUCCAUGCCUCUGUUAGAGAUAUCAGAAACUGGAAAAAAAAAAUUAAAUAAAUGCUGUAAAUUAAAUUAUUCAAUAGCUGCAAUUAUAUUAUGCAGCUCUAUUGCAAUCUUCAUACUGAAUCUAGUUAUUAAAUCUUAGUUUUAGUUAAGGCUAGUAUUAGGAAUAACACAGAGCGCUUUUGGACUGUUGUUAGCUUUAAUUCUCAUAUAUUUAACAUACUUCAGAAAAGUAAAACUAUUCUUAGUGCACAGCGUGGCAUCAGCUACAAUAGGCCUUAUAUACGAUGCAUUAAUCCUUAACGUUAUAGUUAGAUACUCUAAAAAUGAUCCUAAUUAUUCCAAGGCAUAAAUAGAAUUAAGUGAUAUUAUCCUUGGAUUUGUAUUUACUAUGAUUCAAACCUUCAGUCUUUUUAUAAGCAUUUUUCUUCUCGUUAAAAUGAAAAGAGCCUAUAAAUUAUGUAAGAAAUUUACCUACGAAAACUUCCAAGUAUCUUUAUAAGAAGAGCAAAAAUCUACAACUCCUGUUCAAACUUCAUUAUCUAAAUAAAAUGCAUUUUUUUCAGACAAAGAUUAGACGAGUGAAGAAAGAAAUGAUUAGAAAUAAUAAGUUGAUUUCUUUGAAAAUUGUUCUUAAUAUACAGACUCAGUGAUAAGUGACAUCGAAAAUUCGAUUCCCAAUAAAAAAAAGAAAGCUCUCAAAUCUAUGGAUGUACUUUAAAACACUGAUAGUGAUGCUUAAAAUUAAAAAAGUCAUACUACUAAAUCAGAUAGAAACAACUCUAGCAGCAUGGCACAUCAACCAGCUAAAUAAUACCUAUCCCUUUAGUAAAAUGAUAAAAUAUAUGAAGGAGAGGAAGAAGAUGAAGAUGAAAGUGAGUACUAAGUUUAUAAUAAGAUACUAACUCCAUAAAACCAAAAUGAAUAUGGAUUCAAUGAAAACCAAAAUGCUAGAGAAAAAUCUUUUUCAAAUCCUAAAAACGAGAAGAAAAAGCAAAAAAAUACUUACGAAAGCAAAAGCUAUUACAAUACUACUAUUGAUUUGGCUAACUCUUGA